AUCUGAUUUCUUUCCUUCCUGCAUUCGCUCGUUCUUUUCUUUUUUCACUGACUCUUUCCUUCCUUCUUUCCUUUCCUUUCCUUCUUUCCCCCCUUUAUCCUCUGGUUUCUUUUUUCUUUCCCACCUUUUCCCCUCCCUCUUUAUUUUUUCACUCAGCCCUUCGUUCCCUCAUGUGUGCCCCGCUCGUUCAUUUAUUCCUUCAUUCACUCUUUGUCCCUUUCUUCUCUCAUCCUUUCAUUCCCUCGUUCCGACGUUUGUUCUUUCCUCCCCUUGUUCCUUAACUCAUGGUUUUCCUUCUCUCAGUUUUUCUUUCUGUCCUUUUUUUCCAUCCCUUUUUAUUUGCACCCAUUUUAUUUCUAUUUCUAUCCAUUUUUUCUUUCUCUCUCUAUCCAUUUGUCUUUGGUUUUUUUCUUUCUUUCCUCCAUUUUUGUCAGUUUUCUCUUCCUAUCCUUUAAUUUCCCUCUUGCUUGCUUGCUUCUAUCCAUUUUCUUUCCUUUUCCCUUUUCUUUUAUUCAUUCUUUCUUCUUCUCUCUUUGUUUGUUUUCUUUCUCCCUUUGCCCCACCCCGUCUCUCCUCCACACACCCCCAUCACACCCCUCGCUACCCGUCAGGAUGACCCAAGAGGAAGGCUUUGGCGUCGUUCUGCUCACAUCACAGCUGGCUUGGGACAGGGUGACUCACGGGCAGGAAUUCCCGCCCCGGCCCCGAGGCCGGUGCCAUAUAAACCCCGAACCCGUCCCGCCCCGAGCAGAUGUCUCCCAUCGCCAGCGCCCAGCCGCCCAUCCCAGGGGGGACCAUGGUGAAGUUCGGGGCAGGCCUCAGGCCUGUGGAUCCUGCCCGGGGCUCCGGCUUGCUCUGCUCGGCUUGUGGCUUCCUGCUCAUCCGGCCCCAGCAGACAGAGUGCGGCCAUCGGUACUGCACAGCCUGCGUCCAGCGCCUGCUGGGGGACACAGACAAGGUGACCUGCUGCGUUUGCAGCAAGAGACUGAGCCCCGACCAGUUUCACAAGGACCGAGCGGCCGAGAAAGACGCUCUCGGCACGGCCGUGACCUGCCCCAGAGCCAGCUGCAGCUGGACGGGGACCCUGGCGUCCUACCUGGAGCACCUCUGCCCCCCAGCGACGAGUCCUGGCCCAGAGGAGAAAUCAGCUCCGAAGGACCUGGAGGUCCACAUGAUGACAGGUGUCCCCCGGGGGGGCAGGUACUCCCAGAUGGAUGCCCCGUCCCUGGAUCUCCAGCGGAGGAUAGAGCAGCUGGAGGUUAUGGUGACCUCCCUGCGCCGGGAGCUCCGGAGCCAGGCCAGUGCCAUGCAAGCUGGCCAGCGCCGGUGCCUCCAGGACCAGCCGACCCCGGGGAUCUCCUCGGAGCUGGCCAGCGCCGACGGGACCCUGGUGUGGAAGCUCCAGGGGUUCUCCAGGCUGCUGGGGGACGCCAAGGCCGGGAGGAGAACGUCCAUCUAUUCCUCGGUCUUCGCCACCCACCCCUUCGGCUACCGGCUCUGCCUCCGGCUCUACCCGGACGGGGAUGGGGCCGGCCAGGGGACUCACCUGUCACUGUUCAUGGCCUUGGCCAAGGGGCCCUACGACGAUCUCCUGCCUUGGCCUUUCCUCCGCAAGGUCACCUUCUACCUCCUGGAUCCCUGGCGGAAGAGGCCAGCCCUGAGGGAGGCUUUCGCCCCUGACCCCCUCAGCACGUCCUUCCAGCAGCCCCAGGGCCAGCUCAAUGUGGCUAGCGGGAGCCCCCUCUUUGCCCCCCACGGACAACUCCAAAACUACCUCAAAGACGACACCCUCUACAUCAAGGUGGUGGUGGACACGUCCGGGAUGGGGGUGUGAGCUUGUGGGGCGAGGGGUUCCUCUGCCUCCAUACCCCCCGACUCUCCUAUUCCUCCCUCAGCUCCCCCAAAGCUCUGACCCCCUGGGCUGCCCCCUACCACCCUCCAGCUCUCCCGCCGAAGCCUUAGAAACAGCCUGCCUUGCGCGUUAGCGGCUUGGAAACCUUCCAGCUUCCCAAGGUUACUGCGGCAGGGCUGGGCCUGUUCUGAUCCCAGCUGGGAGACCUCACGCCCGAGACCCCAGUGCUCAGCGGGGACUGGGCCGUGUGGGGCCUUGCAGGGGAGACGUGGGUGUUACGCAGGCUCUGGGCUGUUGGAGUCAUUGGAGGGGAGACCCUCAGUGCUAAGCAGGGCCUGUCUCUGUGCCGUGGCCGGGAGACUGGAGGGGAGGAUAAUCCGCUCGGUUAUUGUGCUUCUCCGAUAAUUGAUUACCGUUACUAACGAUCCGUGCUGCGGGAAGGCGGCGUUUGCCGGUUUAUCGAAGCACUGAAUGGCCUAUUUAUCUAUUUAUGUAUUUAUUGGCCGGCUGCUGGUGCCCCUGGGCAGAGCCGUUCCCGCGGGAAGGGGGAAUCCGGGGCGGGGACGCUCCACGGGGGGCAGCUCCGCUGCUCUGUGGUGAGACCCCCGCACCCCGUUCCUGGAGCCGAGACAGGGGCUCGGGGCGCGCGGCCGUUGUGGGGCUCAGUGCAAGAUGGGCUGUAAUGCGCACAUAUUGUGUGUGCAUGUGUGUGUGUUUGAAUGCGCAUCUGUGUGUGAGCGUGUGUGUCUGUGUGUGUCGGUUGUGUGUGUGUGUCGGUGUGGGGGGGGUGUCGGUGUGACUGUGUCUCUGUGUGACUGUGUCUGUCUCUGUGUGUGUGUGUGUGUGUGUGUGUGUCUGUGUCUGUGUCUGCGCACGUGCUUGUGAAGCACAAUUACUACGGCCCCAGCGCAGCCGCUGGCCCAGGAUCUGUCCUGCUACCUCACCCCGUGUUGAUCCCCAGCGUCUGGUUUAUUUAUUGUGCGAUAUUGUAAUAAAAAUCUCUGUGCAUCACUCGU
This is a messenger RNA of Dermochelys coriacea (leatherback sea turtle), 2868 nucleotides long. RefSeq names its product TNF receptor-associated factor 3-like. The record is from RefSeq and is a predicted model, not a curated record. The transcript is spliced from 6 exons. Lineage: Eukaryota; Metazoa; Chordata; Testudines; Dermochelyidae. The coding region runs from base 613 to 1680 and encodes 355 amino acids. Gene Ontology annotation, molecular function: protein binding; zinc ion binding. Gene Ontology annotation, biological process: positive regulation of JNK cascade; regulation of canonical NF-kappaB signal transduction; regulation of apoptotic process. Gene Ontology annotation, cellular component: plasma membrane signaling receptor complex.